Molecule: messenger RNA, 810 nt
Organism: Xylona heveae TC161
Lineage: Eukaryota; Fungi; Ascomycota; Xylonomycetes; Xylonales; Xylonaceae
Exons: 2
Coding region: 362-535 (57 amino acids)
Source: RefSeq, a predicted model, not a curated record
AAUGUCCAAUAACAAAUCGCGUGGGAGCCGCGAAAUCAGAAGCUAAAUAUUAUUUUUAACGGCGAUUAAUAAUAACAAAUCAUCAUAACAAUUGAGCCAAGAAUGAUAGGAGAAACAAUGAGACGGAUGUGACGAAUCGGUGAGUCUAAAUCGCCACGUCGUCGACUUUUUCCGUCGAAUUUGGGCGGCGGGAUUUAAUUUGGUCGACUGUGACGACAAUGAAGAAUGGUAGGCCGGCCUUGAAGGUAGGUUGUCGUAGUGCGUUUGAGAGAGUAAGGAUGUGGCAGCCGUGGCUUCAAUCAGUUGUUCUCUGCAAGAUACCUCUAGGAGAGAGGUGUGUGUGUGCGUAUGUGUGGGCAGAAUGGAAUUACCCGUCCGCCAAUUUAGAGAAGAAAACCCGGUUGAGAUGAGAAACGAGAAAAGGCCGAGUGUGAAUGAAGAACCACGACCGCGCGGUGAGUGGUCUCUUCAGUUAAUCAGGCGGUCACUUACUGAGCCACGGUUGAGAGCCAACCGGUCUCUGAUGGAAUCCUAGCUAGCUUCGUCCCAAAAGGUUGCGAGGACACACACCGCUAGGCGUGGAUGAAAAGGGUGUGGAUGGGUCGUGUUAACUGGGCCGGACUGGCUCAACCCACCGCUAGAGAGGACCACGAGUCAAAAGAGAAUCAGAGCCUCUGACUGUAUUAACAGAAUUGUGACCCCCUUUGAUCUCCAAUCACAUAGGACACACGUGCCGCUGUUUGUCACUUUCCAACUCGAAGCUGCACAGGGCGUGGCCGGGCUCCAGAGAUCUCGAUGGAGAAACGCUGG